AUGAGCGAUACUAUAUGGAAUGUUUAUCACCUUUAUGAUGUUGUCGACAGACCUUAUGAGAAACUUGAUGAGUUAGAACUCAACAAGUGCGACAACGCAUGUGGUGGUCUUCUUGCUUACAUUGGUUCGACAGAAGGUGUUGUAUUUACAAACCCAAGUGUCGAUGAACCAGCAAAACUGAAAAAUAAGGAAGAUGAAACAUUCAUUACUGUUUCUUGCGCAAAGAAAGUUACACAGGCCAUUGUUGCCGUAAAAUCAACAACACAUAAGGACGGAUUUUACUUUUAUACAUUCGAUACAAAGCAGCUUCAGCCAACAAUGCUUGAAGUUCCAAAAGAUUACAUUCCAACUGAAGCAAUCGAAGAUGGAUCUUUGACAAUCUAUUUAAACGAUGAUAUGACAUUAUUUGCAUACGUUUUAGACAAAACAAAGCUUGUUAUAUUCUCCGCUCCAUUUGAUUCUAAGCCAUUAGUCAGUAAUCUUCAUGAUCCGAUCACCAACGUUUUAUUCACUCACGAUCCAAAUAAUCCAGCUCGUAAUGUCCUCUUCGCGACAACAGAAAACGAAAUUACUUACUUAGAUUGGGGCAGCGAAGAUUCAAAGAUCUAUAAAGAGACAAAAGUCCCAGCAGACGGCGGCGCAGGCCCACAUCUCUGCACAAUCAAGGAAGAUGGUGUCAUUAUGGUAUGCCGCGGAGCUCAAGUCAACGUUUACGACGCUGGUGGCCAAUUAUACGAAGAAUUCGACCCGAAGAAGGCCGCUUUCAACAACCAAGGCAACGCAGAAGAGGAAGACAAGGGCGAAGAUGAGAACGAUGACAAGGAAAAGAAAGAAAAGAAGAAAGAUAAAGAAAAAGAGAAACAAAAAGCCGAAGAAAACAAAGAACAAGAAGCCAAGGAAGGUGAAGAAGAAGGAGAAGAAGAAAACAAGAUCCAUAAAAAGAAAGCUUACGAUAGAUAUGGCAAAACUGGCAAACAUGGCCCAAAGAUGCAAUACAUACUCAACGGAGAGCCAAUCUGGAUCUACUGGAUCGGAAACGCUCUUCUUGCUGUCUUUAAUGCUCCAAAUGAUUCCAUGAUCAGAAUCUUCAACUUUUUCCCACCGUGCAUCUUCGGAAAGGCCGCUCCAGGUGAUAACAUUCGCUAUAUCUUCCAAGAAUGGAACUCAAUCAUUGUUGUUAGAACUGAUAACUCAAUAACUCGAAUUGCCGAAGUCGACAUGACCGAAAAGAUCAAUUCCAUCAUCAAGAACGAGCAAUUCGAUGUUGCCCUUGCGAUUGCAGCCUCCAGAAAGAUGACUCCUGAGUUCAUUUCCAUGAUUCACCGUAGAAGAGCAGAUUCUUACUACGCAAAGCACAAAUUCGACCUCGCAAUUGACGAAUACAUCCAAACAAUCGGCUUUCUUGAGGCUUCAUACGUAAUUACUCGUUUCAUUGACCCUCAAUACGCAGAAUUCCUUGUCAAGUACUUGGAAGGCCUUCAAGCGAAAGGAAUGUCCAACAAGCAGCACACGACAUUGCUUUUCAACUGCUACACGAAGCUCAGGAAGGAAGAAAGACUCAAAUAUUACAUUGAAGAGUCCCAGAAGCACAAUCCAGCACCAUACGAUGUCGCCACAGCCGUUGAAGUCCUUAAUCUCAGUGGUUACAGACCAGAAAGUCUCGAAUUGGCCAAGAAUUACGGAUUAAAUAUGGAAUACGCCAGAAUGUUAGCGGAAGACCAUUGUUAUUCCACGAUAUUCGAGCAUCUUAAGACCAUUGGAGCAGAAGAUGUCACUCAGAUCGUAAAGAAAUACGGUCUUGACAUAAUAAUGUUCUUCAAAGACGAAAGAGAAGCCCGGGAAUUCACAUCUUUCCUUGCAGACUGUUGCUGUGAUGGCUGUCCGAUGAAGAUGCGCUACAAAGAUGAUGUUAAACAGUGUUGCAAUCCAGAUGAUUUCCUUCGUGUCUUUCUUUUGAAGCCACAAAUGUUGGUAGCCUUCAUUGAUUUCCUUGCUGAAAAGAAACCAGAAGUUUGCACAGCGGAAAUCUGGAAUGCGGCCAUCGAAUCCAUCAUUUUCAAAGAGAAAGAAGAAGAAAGGGAUGAAAGAUUCAACAAAUACUUCAAUUUCACAUCGGAUACCGUGAAAUUUGAAGACGGACGCUUUAAAUACGAAAACGACCAAGUAGACUUAUUCCUUAAAAGCGAAGAAUACAGAAAUGGAUUGAUGAAUUUCUACAUCAAAGAUGAUAUUCGAUACUACGAAGAAUAUCUAAAACUAUCAAGAUUCGAACAGAUUCCUAAAUACUUUGAAGAGACAUAUCCUAUUCCUAUAUGGCGCCAAACAGACAGAUUAUGGAGAUAUGCUCUUAAAUAUUUAGUUCAAAAUCUUGUAGACAGUAGAAAGAAAGGUGAUGAUGAAAACAUCGCAACAUUGACAUUAUCAAUCAAAGAAUUCCUUAGUUUACUUACACAAGCACGUAUCAAAUCAGAAACACGUGUCGCAAAAAGAUAUUUCGAAGAAAUAGAUCCUGAUAUCAUAAAAGACGAAGAAGUUGAUGAUGAAAAUAGACCUUAUGACCACGUAAAACUUCCUAAAGCUACAGAUGUUAUUGAACCUGUUGAAGUUCAAAAAAUUGAUGGCCCAGUUGCUUUUCUUGAUAUUCUUGAGAUUAUUUCAAUGGAUAAGAAGCUAAGAAUGGGAUACAUCAAAGAUUUGGCUCGUGCAGAGUUCAAGGCUCGUCAGAGUCGUCUGAAAGAACUUCAAUCAAUUGAACUCGAAACAGAAAACGAGAUGAUGCGUGAAGAUGUCGAAGCUUAUAAAUUGAAGUUCUGCCAUUACAAGGCAAACCAGACUCGUUGUAAGAAAUGCAAUGGUGUCAUCGACCUCCCUGCUAAACAUUUCUUGUGCGGACAUUCUUACCACAUUGAGUGUCUCGGCGAAAACAUCAACAUGUGCAUACAUUGCCAGGAAAAGCAGAAAGAGAUUAUCCAGAGAAAACUUCGCUCACUUAAGAAACGUGAUAAAAGAUUUGAAAAUCCAAAUCACGUAAUCGCAAUGUCUGGCGUCGAUCCGCUUUUCGCUUUGUCUUCUUUGCUGCAGUCUGAUGUUAUGCGUGAAGACGAGACUGCGAAAGUUAAGGAAGUGUUAACAGAAUAUACAAAACUCUAA
Messenger RNA from Trichomonas vaginalis G3, 3150 nucleotides. Its product is annotated as vacuolar protein sorting-associated protein 11-like protein family. Gene Ontology annotation, biological process: intracellular protein transport; vacuole organization; vesicle-mediated transport. Bases 1 to 3150 code for a protein of 1049 amino acids. Gene Ontology annotation, molecular function: protein-macromolecule adaptor activity. Lineage: Eukaryota; Parabasalia; Trichomonadida; Trichomonadidae. The record is from RefSeq and is a predicted model, not a curated record. The transcript has a single exon. Gene Ontology annotation, cellular component: HOPS complex; endosome.